Messenger RNA from Amoebophrya sp. A25, 2096 nucleotides. NCBI's taxonomy places the organism in Eukaryota, Dinophyceae, Syndiniales, Amoebophryaceae. The record is from the annotation of a GenBank genome assembly.
AAGCAGGCGACGUCCGUAGCAAGGUUUUUGCUCACUGACCGACCCGCUAUUAUCUACUCCAUCUCGUCGGAUAAAGAAUUAGAUGCUAGCAAUCGCACUUUUUCUUUGUUCCCGAGAUUCAGUAUCAGUAAUCGCCCUCAUAGGAGUAGGACCACGUGGGUGACCCUAGCAGACUGGUUGUAGUUUUUUCUAUUGUAGUCGUAUUAUAAUUAUUGUACUUGGGUCAUCAUUACCAUUGCCUAGUACCAGUGCCUCGUCUGAACGAAUUAUCAUCAAAAUGGCCUACCGUCCAGAGAGCGGCAACGUCGCUGACGAGAUACGCCAUGACAAGACUGGCAAGCUGCGCAAACUGCUGAAACAGCGUGAAAAAAUCGCAGAAAAAACAGAGGCAGCAAAGGAUCAGCUUGAGGAAAAGCUAAAGCGAAGAAAGCUCAACCUCACAAAAAGUACUUUUUCCAAACUCACAAGAAGAUCCGUUCUCUGAUCUUCAUCUUUUUCUCAAGACAUGUAUGUAAUUCUCUGGAUCGUCUGUAAUUGGAAAAAAUGGAGAUCACCAAUUCAAGCAACUUCUAAAACUAUAGUGUUGAUUGAAAUUGGUAUCUUCAUCGAUCUGCGUACUAAGAUAUCACUCAAUCUUGUUCAUCUUCAUAUCAUCAGGUGACAAUUUUGGGUCUUCCACUGCUGACGUCCUUGAGGAGGAGUUUAAAGCGCAGACGGUUGGUUUGACCUCGAUAGAGGAAUUCCGAGAAAAGCGACGCAAUAUCGACGAACUGAUCGAAAAAGCUGAACAGCGAAAAGACCCCGUACAGAAGAAGCAAAUCGUUCAGACCGUGAAGAAAAGUACUCUGAGUUUCGCCGAUGAGGACGACGAAGAAGAGGAGGAUAGCAAGGAUAAAGACGAGGACGACGAUGAGGACGAUGUUGACGAAGAUGGCUUUCCUUUGACGUCGAACAAACCUAAAACGAAGCCAAACGAGCAGAAGGGCGGAGCGUCCUCUUCCAUGCGUCCACCAGGUAACUUUCCGAUAAGAAGCAAGAAGAAUCCUAACGUCGACACCUCGUUCCUGAAGGACGAACUGCGGGAUCGCGAAAUGGUGCAGAAGCGUGAGGCAUUGGUCGAGGAGUACCGUCAACGAGAGGAACAAACGAAGAAGGAGUUGAUCGACAUCGUGUACUCCUACUGGGACGGGUCUGGGCACCGACGGUCGUUGAGCAUCGAGCGCGGUGCUUCGAUCGGACAAUUUCUGAAGGUUGCGCGACUACAACUCCUAGAGGAUUUUGCGGUAUUGCGCCACAUCGCCAGUGACGAGCUGCUCUACGUGAAAGAGGACUUGAUCCUGCCGCACAAGGUCACGUUUUACGAGUUGAUACGCGACCAAGUACGCGGGAAGAGCGGGCCACUCUUUAGCUUUGGCGUGCGGGAAGACGUAACCGAGGCCGCGGAUAUUCGGCAAGAGCGCCAGGAGACGCAUGCCGGCAAGAUUGUACAGCGUAGCUGGUACGAAGCGAACAAGCACGUGUUUCCGCAGAAACGAUGGGAACUGUACGACCCCAGUGUGUCCUACAAAACAUACUCCGUCAAGGGCAACGCAAACAAACACAAGCAACAAGCCAACGAACCACUGCCAGAAGUUAUUCAGCAGAUCCGCCAGAAAGAACUGGAACGCAGCAAAAUUGGCUCUGGCGCCUCCAACGGUGUGCUGCUUGGUUACGGUCCGCGGUAGAUCAGGUGGGCAAUCCUUUCGUCUGGUCUCCUUCUAGCGUGCCAGCAUGUUGGUAAAGUCUUCCAACCUGUAGCGAGCUCGCAUUUGCUGGCUACCUAAGACGGAUCAAUGUAUGGCCAAGCUAGUUGAAGAGCGGUGACGCUCUUGUCUUGACCCUUCAUGUCAAAAAACCUUUCUUACUCACAAGAAAGUCAAUAUUCAACACGACCAGGAAGAAGAUUAUAGAUUGAACCAUUAUGAUCUCCUUCUCGACAGCUCUUGUCAAAAUCCCACCCCUCGCAUCUCAUUUUUUGAAGUCGCUGCAGCUUGAGCUCGACGUCGACCGAUUACCAAAAUAAGAAAGUUCCACAGCAUAGCAGGAGGUGUUCCAUA